Brachypodium distachyon (stiff brome) is the source of this 3435-nucleotide messenger RNA. Its product is annotated as serine/threonine-protein kinase Nek1. The transcript has 14 exons. Bases 1274 to 2872 code for a protein of 532 amino acids. The record is from RefSeq and is a predicted model, not a curated record. Gene Ontology annotation, molecular function: ATP binding; protein kinase activity. Lineage: Eukaryota; Viridiplantae; Streptophyta; Magnoliopsida; Poales; Poaceae. Gene Ontology annotation, biological process: protein phosphorylation.
GCUGAUUUGACCUCACCGUCAGCGCUCAUGCUCUCCCAUCGCUAUCGUCUUCACUCCUGCGGUGUCUUUCUCUCCCCAGAAUUCCUUCCCCCCUGGCAUCCACCGUUUCUCCUUGGCUCUAUUCGUUCGAGGGCUCAAAAGUACGUCAUCGGCAAGUUUGAACCGCCCCCUUUCUCUCUCUGUUUAACCCUCGCCCCCUUCUUUGUCUCGCUAUCAAACUCCCCCCUCCUCCACCUCCAUAACUGAUCAAAUGCGGCAAGAUCUGCAACUGUGAGUUCAGGUAAUCUCGCCCCCUACAUCCCCGUUGCUUGCACCCUCGAUUCUUUAUUCUCUUCUGGUAAUCUCGUCUCCUCCCUCCCCAUUGCUAGCAUUGGUUCGGGUCGGGAAGCUGUUUUGAUCUCCGAGGAGGCUCCCCAAACGGUUUUUACGAGAUCAGAGUUGGCAUUUGGAGUUUCCAAGCUUGAACCUUAUCCGAUUGGAUUUAUUUAUUUUUUAGUCUGUAUUUUCAUUUUCCUUUCAUGAUCGAUAGUUUAGGUUUCUUAUGGAUUUCCUGUAGUGUUCUUGGUUUGCUCUUCGUACUAGACUAUUAUUAGGUGCUCGUAUUGGAUUUUUGCAGAAUUGUCUCUGCUCUUAGCGGAUGAACAUAUGAGUUGUGACGAGUUUUCUGGGUAGGCAUUAGGCGUUUCUUCUUUCAAAUAAGCGAUCAAGUUUUUUGGGCUUUGAGUUGGCUGCUUUGGAUUUGGAGCACCAGGAAGCUUUGUCUUACCAGUGUAUUUUGUUUUACACGCAUAAUUUGUUUACACGUUUUGGUGUGUUUUUUGGGUUGGCAUUUGGGUUCAGACUCCGGAGCUCCAUUUUUGUUUCUCUUUUUUUUUGGAGAAAAAAGGCAGUGUCAGCCUUGCCUGCUAGUUUAUCGCAAAGCGCAUUGCAUUCCCGUCACAUGUUACUAUUUUCUUUGUUUUGUUCUGCUAGUCAUUUGCUGCUGUCCGCAAUUAUGACGCAACGCCAUCUACAGCGAAGAUGUGUCGGCACUGGAACAACGAGAGUUAAAUCUGUUGAUGUCUUAUAGUUUCUCUUCAGAAAAACUGCCAAGUACCAGAGCCAUGGAUCGAUAUGAGGUAUUGGAACAGAUCGGCAAAGGAGCAUUUGGUUCUGCUCUGCUUGUCAGACACAAAGUGGAGAAGAAGAAGUAUGUGUUGAAAAAGAUCCGGCUUGCCAGGCAAACAGACCGCACUCGCCGGUCUGCCCACCAGGAGGUACGCAACUUUUGCAGAUGCAGCUCAUUGCAAAAGUGAGGAAUCCAUUCAUUGUGGAGUACAAGGAUUCAUGGGUGGAGAAGGGCUGUCACAUUUGCAUCGUUAUUGGGUACUGUGAGGAAGGAGACAUGGCUGAAGCUAUUAAAAGAGCUAAUGGCACCCAUUUCUCUGAAGAGAAGGUUUGCAAGUGGCUCGUGCAGCUUCUGAUCGCCCUUGACUAUUUGCAUGCAAAUCACAUUCUUCACCGUGAUGUGAAGUGCUCCAAUAUUUUUCUUACAAGGAAUCAAAGUAUAAGACUUGGUGACUUUGGGCUUGCAAAAAUAUUGACUGCUGGUGAUCUGGCAUCCUCUGUGGUAGGGACACCAAGUUAUAUGUGCCCAGAACUUCUUGCUGAUAUACCUUAUGGUGCAAAAUCUGAUAUUUGGUCACUAGGAUGUAGUAUAUAUGAAAUGACUGCUCUCAGAGCUGCAUUUAGAGCUUUUGAUAUGCAAGCUCUUAUCAAUAAGAUCACCAAGUCAAAUGUAUCACCAUUGCCAACAAUAUAUUCCAGUCCAUUGUUUAUUCCCUCAUGCAGUAGGGGGCUUGUUAAGAGCAUGCUACGAAAAAGUCCAGAUCACAGGCCAAGUGCAGCUGAGUUACUCAAGCAUCCGUAUCUCCAACCUUAUGUGCUUCAAAUCCAUUUGAAAUCUUCUCCUGCUCGCAAUAUAUUCCCACCAAACCACUUUCGAAGUUAUGAGGUUAAGAAAAUGACUAUUCCCACUGAGUCUGUGUGGAGAAGCAAUGGCAGGAGGAACUCUUUGGGCAAUGAGAGGAUUGUCACCAUCAGCAAACCUUGUCCUGUCAGGAAUUCUAUCAGCUCCUUUCGCAGUGUCAAGAGUUACACAACUACCCAGAGUGUCAAGGAGUUAUCUGUUGAUGACAGUCAUGUUGAGGAGAUGAGUAGUAAAAACUUAACCACGAAGACCUCAAGUAUCAUGAAGACUCCCCAGAGUACUACAGUCAAGACAAUAACAACUCAGCUGGAACCUCCAAAAGGAUCUUACAACAGAACUGAAUCGAGAGAGUUCCUUUCAAGAAAACCGGUCAGCAGAAGUUCUCGUCGGGCCGGCAGGGUAUCCCUUCCAUUGCCAAUGUACGAAACACCCGGCCACAACACUAGGAUGCUGAAUCGACUAAAUUCCCCUGACGUCUCAGUGAAUUCACCUCGAAUUGACAGAAUGGCUGAAUUCCCACUGGCUUCAUCUGAUGAGCCAUUGUUCAAAAUCUGCAAACCGUCUUCUGCUCUUGGCUCGCCCCCUGCCACACCACAGUUCGUCAACCAGUCAGUUACCGAGAAGUGCACUGUAGGAGACAGCCGGAGCGACUCUUCACACCAUGGUGCCACCACUACCUCAAGCAGGGGCUCCUCGGAGUCCAGGGAGCGGCAGUUUGACAUGUCGUCGUACCAGCAGCGUGCCGAGGCCCUGGUGGGCGUACUUGAGUUUAGCGCACAGCUGUUGCAGCAGGAGAGAUACGAGGAGCUGGGGAUCUUGCUGAAGCCUUUUGGCCCAGAGAAUGUGUCCCCCAGGGAGACAGCCAUCUGGCUCGCCAAGAGCUUCAAGGAGACAGGGUUGUAGUAGCUUCCUCGUUUAUGCAGAGGCCGGGGCUUCCAUCCCUUUUCGAAAAAAAAGUAGCUUUCUCAGUUACUCACCUUGCAUAGUUAGAUAUGACGGAAAUCAGUUUUGCGACUUGGUAACUGCAAUGUUGUUGAGGUUGCUGUUGGGAUUGAACACCAUCUUAGUGUUAACCCAGCUUUAGAAUUAAAGGUACGUUACCUUCAGUUUCUCUCUAGACCCCCAAUAUCAACUAGCAGUAGAUUUGUAAGCCUGAGCCGGAAAGUAUAACUAGUAAAAUCUUAAGCAAUGUGACCAUCUAAUGCUUCAGAGGUAAUUUGGCCUUCUAGACCAGAGAAGUUUUCUUUAACCUUUCUCAUGUUAUAGCACUGGUCAUUUGGCCUUCUAGACGAGAGAUUUUGUAGCAUCCUAUAUUUUCUCUGGUUAAUCCAUCAUGUAUGUUUAGUAAUUCCUCCGUCCCAAAAUAACUGACUUUGUUUUGGGAUUGAACACCAUCUUAUACAAAUCCACGUCACUUAUUUUGGGACGGAGAGAGUAUAUAAUAUUAAUGUGUUGCCAUAUACCUA